AGGAAUGAGGGAGUGAAUGUUCCGGGUCAGAAACUGGACGGAGAGGAAAUUAACUCCGGGAAGAAGAGACGGGAAAAAGCAGCAGAAUGCCUCCCUCCAACCACACUGAAGAUGUAGCCCGUGAUUCCUAACGCUAAAGAGGCUUAAUAAAAACCACCAGAGGGGCGUCAGCGUGAGACCAGACAGGUGUCGACAAAGUGAGACCUCGACGGAGAGUUUUAUUCCCAUGUCCGUCGCUGUGACUGCGAGCUCGACGAAGCGGAAGUUUUUUCGGCUGUUUACCUGCGUGUGAAAUCGUGCAAAAGGAGCAGCAAUCUGUUGCAUCCCCCCUUCCUGCACGCUUGUUUGUUCAUUGCACGGGUAGAGGUUUAUUUCUCCCCCCCGUGAUGUUUCACUGCAUCCCCCUGUGGCGGUGCAACCGUCACGUCGAGGUGAUCGAUAAGCGCCACUGCUCCCUGCUCUAUGUGCCCGAUGAGAUUUAUCGCUACGCCCGGAGUUUGGAGGAGCUGCUGCUGGAUGCCAACCAACUCCGGGACUUGCCCAAGCAAUUUUUCCAGCUGGUAAAACUUCGAAAACUUGGCCUGAGUGAUAAUGAGAUCCAAAAGCUGCCAGCGGAAAUUGCCAACUUCAUGCAGCUGGUGGAACUGGAUGUCUCUCGAAAUGAUAUUAUGGAAGUUCCAGAGAGCAUUUCGUAUUGCAAAGCCCUCCAGGUGGCAGACUUCAGUGGAAAUCCACUAAUGAGGUUACCCGAAAGCUUUCUGGAGCUCCGAAAUCUAACAUGCCUUUCCAUCAAUGAUAUUUCAUUGCAGGUUCUUCCAGAGAACAUUGGACACCUUUCCAAUUUAGUUUCACUAGAACUCAGAGAAAAUGUGCUGACAUUCCUACCAGAGUCACUGUCUCAACUUCACAGACUUGAAGAACUCGAUCUAGGCAAUAAUGAACUAUACAGUUUGCCUGAAUCAAUAGGCUGUCUUGUCAGCUUAAAGGACGUGUGGCUUGAUGGAAACCACUUGACGGAGAUACCUGCAGAGAUUGGCCGUAUUAAAAGCCUGCUGUGUCUCGAUGUGUCGGAAAACAAGCUGGAGCGACUUCCAGAGGAGCUGGGAGGCUUGGUGUCACUCACUGACCUGCUCGUGUCUCAGAAUAAUGUUGAAGCUAUUCCAGAAAGCAUUGGAAAACUACAGAAACUUUCUAUUUUGAAAGCCGACCAGAAUAGGCUAACUUAUCUUCCCGAGAGCAUCGGCAACUGUGAAAGUAUUACAGAGCUUGUGCUCACAGAAAAUCAGCUACAGAGUUUGCCUCGGAGCAUUGGGAAGUUGAAGAAAAUGUCCAACUUGAACUGUGACAGAAACCAACUGAUGUCGUUACCUAAGGAGAUCGGAGGCUGCAGUGGUCUGAAUGUGUUCUGUGUGCGAGAUAACAGACUGACAAGGAUACCACCAGAACUGUCACAAGCCACGGAGCUGCAUGUUCUCGAUGUCUCUGGAAAUCGACUCGCUCAUUUGCCCAUGUCACUGAUCACACUACAACUGAAGGCCUUAUGGUUGUCAGAAAACCAGUCGCAGCCACUCCUCACCUUCCAGACGGACGAGGACCCUGACUCAGGCGAGAAGGUUCUCACCUGCGUACUGCUGCCUCAGCAGCCGUGUGAAUCAGAAUAUAAAGGUUCUGAUAAUCUUGCCCGCUUCGGGGCCCUGGAGAGCCUGGUGAAUGGCAUGGCAGAUGACACGUGGGACAAGGGAGAGAUGAACAGGACCAGUACCAUUCAGUUCCUGGAGGACGAUGAGGAUGAAGAUGAUGAGAAGACAACACUACUUCGGCGGGCCACGCCCCACCCUGGUGAGCUGAAAUCUUUGAAGAAAACAGCUGAGAAUGUCCGCAACGACCUGAAUGCUGCCAAAGGACUGGACUCCAACAAAAACGAGGUCAAUAAUGCUGCAGACAGAGUGACCACGUCUGUGUGACCUUUACCUCAGAAAUGUUUUUUGCCUCCUGUUUUUCGCCAUGUUGUCCUGCACAACCCCGCAGCCCACUUUUUCUUUUUGAAUACCCAUGAACCCUGGUGUGGCCUACCCCUCCUGUGAUUUAUACCCUGGGACAUCUGUAACCUUACUCCACCUCUCAUCCUGUGGAAACGAUGAUCAGCCUACAAGGGCUGAUGUGCCUUCCUCUUAAUACACUUUUCACAGCAGUGAUCUGCUUAGAGAUGCUCCUUUUUAAAAUAAUUUUAAAGUUUUAUUUCUUUUUAAAAUUGCUAUUUUUAAAAUCAAACUUUAGGUAGUUGCACUAUAAACCCUCUUAAAUGUGUUAUGUAUAUGUUCUCUACCUUUUUUACAACACUGGGGAAAAUACUUCGUUUUAAAUUUUUGGGCAAAGUAAAGCAGGAGUUUAUGGACCUACUGAUUAAAGAUUAUUGUAAAUCUCUUGUGAAUAUUGAUACUUUUAUACAUUUUGGCAGCUCAGAUGUAAAUAAAAGUGUAUAGCAAGUUUCUUAAUCUGUUGAAGAAUUUUAAACUUAUUUUUUUCCUUUCUCAAACUUGGUACAUCUUUCUUUAUGUUCUUUAAAUCAAAGCAAUGAACUAAACGUCUACAAAUGUCUUAUUGAAUCCACUGUCACGGGGUGAGUGGGUGGCUUUUGAUCCACUCAUACUGCAUCUGUAAAACAUCAAGAGCUGUUUUUGGAUGACGAGUAAAUUUGAUUAGGUUGGCCAAAUCUGGAUUUAAGUUCUGCACAUCUAAUUUAAAUGAUCCAUCUGCAAUGUUUUAUGCAGGAAUAACAGUGUCAUCUUUUUUAUAUGUACUGUCCUUCACUGCUUUGUAUUUUUUGUCCGACAGAUGCCAACACAGCUGUAUUUACUUCCUUUUAGCAAAGAGUACCGUGCAGAUUAAUCAUCAGUUUGGGGGAAGAUUAAGGGUCUUGCUACAAAGAUAAUGCUCUAAAAAUGCAGUUGUUCAUUUAAAAUGCACUUCUCAGUGUUGCUUUAAUUUGAUCCUAUUAUGAGAUACAUGGUAUCUUGAGUUAUCUUGUUUUUAAAACUGAGAAAGUGGACCAGUCAAAUUGGUUCAAUGGUUGGUUUUAUGUUAUUAAUUAUUUUCUGAUCAAACUGCACAAAGCAAAUCUCAAAUUGGCUCCGGGCCUGGAGAUUUGAUGACUUCUUAACCACUGAUCAAUAAAAUGAGUGCAACACUAAACGA
This is a messenger RNA of Cololabis saira (Pacific saury), 3195 nucleotides long. It is a transcript of the gene lrrc1, whose product is annotated as leucine rich repeat containing 1. Gene Ontology annotation, molecular function: protein binding. Lineage: Eukaryota; Metazoa; Chordata; Actinopteri; Beloniformes; Belonidae. Gene Ontology annotation, biological process: neurotransmitter receptor transport, endosome to postsynaptic membrane; neurotransmitter receptor transport postsynaptic membrane to endosome. Gene Ontology annotation, cellular component: adherens junction; postsynaptic density; postsynaptic membrane. The record is from RefSeq and is a predicted model, not a curated record. Bases 387 to 1964 code for a protein of 525 amino acids. The transcript has 14 exons.